GUAAUGAUUAUCAUAUUUUAGAUAUUUGUCAAUUAAAUAAAUUAGAAUUCUAAGAGACAAGAUAUAUUCUAGGAAUUAUAUAGUCGCGUAAUUAGACAGAGAAACUCAAUUUCGCUUAGAAUGUUUCAAGCCUUUCUACCAGCAAUUACGUUCUACUUAAAAAAAGGCUUAAGUCCUUUCUAAGAGCAUAACCAGAAAGUCUCCGCUUCUCUACACACAUGAUCAGAAGAGUGAACUCUUCCAAUAUAUUUUUCUGAUUAUAUUAUUGGAAUUAUUCACAGCUUAACACUUAUUCUUCUAGUAUUUAAUAUAGGUUUUGUCUAACAAAAUGUGUCGUAUUCUACUAUAAUUUGAUCAGUUGAUGAAUUUCGCAUCAAUAAAAAUGAUAAAGCAACCGAUUCUAGACGACAUUUACAAAUCUACUUUUGAAUAAAAUCGUUUCUUAAGAAGUUUUUUUAAUAAGGUAAACAAAAAACAUUGAAGUAUUGGAUGAGAUAGUAUUUCGACCGAUUGGAGUCAAGUUGUUGCUCUACAUCACAACUUAUGAGGAUACCACCCGAAGUGAUAUCUAUCGUUUGAGCUCAGGUAGGAUUCAUAAGGCCUUGACAAUGCUAGAAAAAUUCUAAGAGGGUUCGUGUCCGUAUGCCUUUGGAGCCGAGUUAUGACCAUUUUGCUGAAUUUUCGAUUCAAUUUUAGGUAGUUAUCGAAAAAUCGAAUCAUGGAAUUUCGAUCUGAAAUUUUGCUCAUAGAUAGAUCUGAAGACUCCUGGAAUAUUCUGAAAGUUUUAGUCGACAAGCAUAUCUCUUUAUUGAGAUAUUGGAUUUCAAGUGAAACGCAUUUUUUGUGGCAAACGACUAUUUUUUAGGUAUUCAAUAUAUUGACAAACGAGCAUUCUUUGCGACUAAAAUUUUCAGGAUAUUCCCCAACUCAUUAGAUCUAUCUAUGAGUUAUUUGAUUUUUCCAUAAGUACCUAAAACUGAAUCGAAAAUUGAGUAAAAUUGUUAUAACUCGGCUUCAGAAGUCCAUGGACACGAACAUUUAUAAAACUUUUCUAGUCUUACCGAAAUCUCAUUGUGAACUCAAUAUGAGCUGAAACGAUGAGUGUCAGUUCGGGUAAUUCCCUUGUUAGAGAGUUCUAAGAGCAGUAAAAUAUCCCAUAGGAACUAAAGUACCAUUACUUUUAUUCAAAUAUUAUAUAUCGAAACGAUUUUCUUUUAGUGAUUUAUUAAAAAAUAAAAUUCCAUUACCUGUUAAUGAAUGUCGAUAUAUUUAUGGUUGUGCAUUAGAAUCUCAACUUGAAGAAGGACAAUGUUUUAUUCGUUAUCAAAUUUUAAAUGAAAAUGGUAAAUCAUGUUCAAAUCCAAAAUUUGAAUGUGUACGAGGAAGAGUUAUUGUUACAAAAAAUCCUUGUCCAUAUGCUGGAGAUAUGUUAGAAUUAUGGGCAGUUGAUUUACCAGAAUUAUAUCAUUUAAAUGAUGUUAUUGUUUUUUCAGUUCGAGGUGAACGACCUGAUUUUAAUAAAAUUGCUGGAUCUGAUCUUGAUGGUGAUGGAUAUUUUGUCUAUUGGGGACAAGAAUUGCGUCUUAAAUGUCAAGUUAAACCACUUGAUUAUACACCAGAUGCAAAACAAUAUCAAUCGACACCUAUUUCUCCCGAAGAUGUUAUUAAUUAUUGUCUUUCAACAUUAAAUAUGACGAGUUCAGGUGAAAUAUAUAAUUUACAUGCUAUAAUUGUUGAUAAAAAUUAUGAAAAUUAUCAACAACGAACAUGUCAACCGUUAGCUAUUGAAUUAGCUCGAAUGUUUUCAUCAGCUGUCGAUUCUGGUAAAACAGGUUAUAUUAUUGAUAAAAAACGUAUUCAAAAAAUUCGCGAAAAAUAUGGACAAAAAUAUCCAGAUUUCUUAGGAAAAGAUGAAAAAAAAUCAUAUCCAUCAGAAUCUAUUGUUGGUAAACUUUAUCGUAAUGCACUUAAUUUUAUAAAUGGAAAAACUGAUAAACUUGAAGAAAUUUUUGCUCAAUUAAAUAUCAAUGAUAAUGAACAGGAAUUAUUAACACCUGAUACUUCACCACCUAAAAAUAUAAUUGAUCAACCAGAUAUUUUAUGUACAUCAACUGAUAAAUCAAUACAAUUACAUCCAGGUUCUCCACUAUCACUUACUCAAAAUUCAAUUUCGAUAAAUAGCGACAGUUCACCGAUAAUUUAUAAUAAAAUUCCAGAUCAAUUUUUUCUAAUUGAUGGUAUGAUAUCAUUAUCUUCGUCUAUACAAUUAUGUUCAUCAACAAAACCUUUCUAUUCCGAACAUAAAGAUUUAAUUCGUCUUCGUAUUGAACUUGAUCAUUUAUCUAAUGAAAAUUUCAAAGCAUGUUUACCAUCGUUAUCUUCUCUUUUCUUUGAACAAUUUUCUUCUUUACAAUAUUCAAUAAAUGAUAAUGAAUUAUCAAAAAUAAUUAUUUCAUUUGGAUAUAUUUAUUUAUUACAAUAUAAAGAACAAUUAUUCAUUCAUAAACAAUAUCCAAAUACAUUAGAUUCUUUAUUAAAUAAUCAUUUUUUACCUCCAUUAUUUGAUACAUUUUUUCCAUCAACAAUUCUUGAACGAAUUGAAAUAACUAAAGAUAAUUCUCAUUGUUUACAACAAAUAUUUUAUAAAUCUAAUCAUACAAUUAAACAAGAAUAUAUUGAAUUAACUUCAAAUGGUUUAUGUUUAGUAUUUCCAUGGUUUAAAAUGAAUUUUAUUGAUCAUCAACGUGAAAUAAUUCUUAUUUGUUUAAAUACUCAUACAAACAAUGAAAUUUGUAUACAUUUUGAUAAAAAUGGUCGAAUAAAAUCUAUUGAUAAUUUACCAAAAAUUUUCUUUAAAUGUUUUCAUCAACAAAUAUCAUCUUAUCGUCCAGAUAUUCUUUAUGAAUUUCGUUCAUAUUCAACAAUAAAUAAUCAAAAUUAUUCAUUAAUAUUUAAAAAUGAAUUAUUACUUGAUCCAACACAUCCAUUAACACUUCCGUUACAAGAAUAUAUUAUUCCUAUUAUUUCAUAUAGUAUUAUAACAAAUAUAUUUCAAUAUAAUGAUAUUGAAAUACAUAUUAUACGAACAUAUUCACCUAUUCAUUAUAAAAAUGAUGAUUUUUAUAAACUUCGAUGUAUAUUAGGUUAUAUUGAACAAAUUGAACAACAACAUUCAAUUGAAAUACAUAUUCAUAUGAAUAAAAAUGAAAAAUUAAAUCGAGAAAAAUUACGUUAUAUUAUGACUUUGGCUACAGAAUUUAGUCAAAUGCUAGAUUGA
Molecule: messenger RNA, 3277 nt
Organism: Rotaria sordida
Lineage: Eukaryota; Metazoa; Rotifera; Eurotatoria; Philodinida; Philodinidae
Source: the annotation of a GenBank genome assembly